AUGCUCGACCCCCCCUCCGGUCAAGAUUCGGAUUCAGAUACCCAGAGCAAUAUUCUCAUUCGUUCCCUCGCAGGCCUCUCUGGAAAGCACUCGGGCAUGCUUCUCCUCCAAAAAGCCGGGCGAAAUCGAGAACUUUAUGCUCAGACAGACAACAUGAAAGCGGCACAAAGUCUGCCCCAGAAGAUUCACCCUCAGAAACAGACACAUCCUCGGAAACAGACGUGUCCCAAGAAACAGACACAUCUUCGGCAAUUUCUUUCGAAGGUUAUGACAUAG
Molecule: messenger RNA, 276 nt
Organism: Clonostachys byssicola
Lineage: Eukaryota; Fungi; Ascomycota; Sordariomycetes; Hypocreales; Bionectriaceae
Source: the annotation of a GenBank genome assembly